Molecule: messenger RNA, 1312 nt
Organism: Actinia tenebrosa (Australian red waratah sea anemone)
Lineage: Eukaryota; Metazoa; Cnidaria; Anthozoa; Actiniaria; Actiniidae
Biological process (GO): lipid metabolic process
Molecular function (GO): phosphoric diester hydrolase activity
Source: RefSeq, a predicted model, not a curated record
GUAGCAAAUCCUAUAGUACAACCUAUUCCUGGAGCAUAAGAAAGAAUGAGUAUCUCUAUUUUUAUUCGUAUAAUUAUCGUUACUUUUUGUUGCUUGCCAUUGUUCGAUAGCGUCGUUUCAGGAACUAUGAAAUGCAAUGGUAUGGAAGAGCUAUGUGAAUUAAGACUAAACCAGGUUACCUUACCCGGGACGCACAACUCGGGUUCCGGGUUCAACGGUCACUUGUAUCACUGGGGAGGUGGUAUUGCAGGAUCUAGUCUAUGGAGAAACCAACAAUGGAGCUUUACACGUCAAUUGGAUUAUGGGAUUAGGUAUUUUGAUAUUGAUACUUGCUACGUUGAUAAGGAAUAUAGCGAUUGGUGGACCAAAGGAGCCUGGGCUUGUCACAUGGGUAUGGGGACAGCUGCGUACGCAGGUCCAGUCAAGAAAAUCCUCCAACAAAUCAAUGAUUGGCUCAACAAACCAGAACACUUAAACGAGGUGGUCGUCAUCAAGUUUGGUCGCGAUGUCGAAGUCGACUUCAAACCGGAACGAAUUUACAAAAGCAUUCUCGCAGAUCUGAAAAACCUUGGUUGGAAGCCAACGCCGUCAACCAAGAGCGCUAAAUCUCUAACAGCAAACGCUGAGUUCGGUAAGAACUACCAAUGGCCGAAGCUCAGAGAUGCUAUCAACACAAACCAGAGGGUUUUUCUCUUCUUUAGCGAGAAAUUGAUGAAGUUUAGCAAACCGUCUGAGUUUCGGGGAACUCCGUGGAUUAUCACGGCUGAGAGGGAAGUCAAGAUUACUUGGCCCGACGUUGGGGGAGACUGUAGUGGUGUUGUAGACAAGAUCGUUAAAAACUGCAAGAAGUUUAAGCGCCAUGGUGGUCUAUUAGAGUUGGAUGUGUUUGGGUUUUCCGUAACCGUAUCAACCUGGGCAAUGCAGGGUAAAUGUGACAAGUACAUGCAGAAGUCAAUGGAUGAAUGCUUUGCCGUGACCAAGAAAUACCACAAGACUGUCAAUGCAGUGUUAGCUGACUGGGUGGAUCGAUCAAAGUCACCCAACACGGUACUGGAUGUUGCGAGGAAGCAAAAUGAGCGCAAUAUUGCUAUGUUCAAGAUUAAUGGACGAUAGUCUCCUACUAGUCUUCUUGAAUUCAGUUCACUUUGAUAUAUAAAUAUGUUAUAUUGCGUGACGUGUCACGCAAGGACGCGCAAGUGAUACCUUAGACUAGAAAGAGUGGGUAAGCCUAGAGUUAUCGAAACAAAUGCAUCAACGCAAAUAAAGUCAUUAAAAAUAUAACGAUAUACAAUAUCAUAAAUAUCACGACUAA